Molecule: messenger RNA, 2715 nt
Organism: Lodderomyces margitis
Lineage: Eukaryota; Fungi; Ascomycota; Pichiomycetes; Serinales; Debaryomycetaceae
Gene: FOX2
Product: bifunctional hydroxyacyl-CoA dehydrogenase/enoyl-CoA hydratase
Exons: 1
Coding region: 1-2715 (904 amino acids)
Molecular function (GO): oxidoreductase activity
Source: RefSeq, a predicted model, not a curated record
AUGUCUAAGUUGGAUUUCAAAGAUAAGGUAGUUAUCAUCACCGGUGCAGGUGGUGGUUUAGGUAAAUACUACUCACUCGAAUUUGCCAAGAGAGGUGCCAAGGUUGUUGUUAACGACUUGGGUGGUGCUUUGAAUGGGCAAGGUGGAGACUCCAAGGCUGCUGAUGUGGUUGUUGAAGAAAUUAAGAAAAACGGUGGUACCGCUGUUGCUGACUACAACAAUGUCCUUGACGGUGACAAGAUUGUUGAGACUGCUGUCAAGAACUUUGGUACUGUUCAUAUUGUUAUCAACAAUGCCGGUAUCUUGAGAGAUGCUUCAUUCAAAAAGAUGACUGAAAAGGAUUUCAAAUUGGUUAUCGACGUCCACUUGAACGGUGCUUUUGCCGUUACCAAGGCUGCUUGGCCAUAUUUCCAAAAACAAAACUAUGGUAGAAUUGUCAACACCUCAUCACCAGCUGGUUUGUACGGUAAUUUUGGUCAAACCAACUAUUCUGCUGCCAAGUCAGGUUUGAUUGGUUUUGCUGAAACUUUGGCCAAGGAAGGUGUCAAGUACAAUAUUAUUGCCAACACCAUUGCUCCAUUGGCUAGAUCAAGAAUGACUGAAUCGAUUAUGCCACCACCAAUUUUGGAAAAAUUGGGCCCUGAAAAGGUUGCUCCAUUGGUUUUAUACUUGUCUCAUGCUGACAAUGAACUCACUGGUCAAACUUUUGAAGUUGCUGCUGGUUUUUUCGGACAAAUAAGAUGGGAAAGAUCAGGUGGUAUCUUGGUUAAACCAGACCAAUCUUUUACUGCUGAAGUUGUUGCCAAGAGAUUUAGCGAAGUUCUUGACUUUGACGAUUCAAAGAAACCAGAAUUGUUGAAGAACCAGCACCCAUUUAUGUUGAAUGACUACUUGUCAUUGACUGAAGCAGCUAGAAAAUUGCCAUCCAAUGACGCUUCUGGUGCACCAGCUGUUUCCUUGAAGGAUAAAGUUGUCUUGAUUACCGGUGCUGGUGCUGGUUUGGGUAAGGAGUAUGCCAAAUGGUUUGCUAGAUACGGUGCCAAGGUUGUUGUCAACGAUUUCAAAGACGCCUCCAAGACUGUUGAAGAAAUCAAGGCUGCUGGUGGUGAAGCUCAUGCUGAUCAACACGAUGUUGCCACUCAAGCUGAAGCCAUUAUGGAAAAUGUCUUGAACAAGUAUGGUACUAUUGAUGUCUUGGUUAACAAUGCAGGUAUCUUGAGAGACAGAUCAUUUGCCAAGAUGACCAAGCAAGAAUGGGACUCAGUCCAAGCUGUCCAUUUGUUGGGUACCUUUAACUUGUCAAGAUUGGCUUUCCCAGUCAUGUCAGAAAAGAAGUAUGGUAGAAUUGUCAACAUCACUUCGACUUCAGGUAUCUAUGGUAACUUUGGUCAAGCUAACUACUCAUCAGCCAAGUGUGCCAUUUUAGGUUUAUCCAAGACCAUUGCUAUUGAAGGUGCCAAGAACAACAUCAAGGUUAACAUUGUUGCUCCACAUGCUGAAACCGCCAUGACUUUGACUAUUUUCAGAGAAGAAGACAAGAAUUUGUACCAUGCUGAUCAAGUUGCUCCAUUGUUGGUUUACUUGGCUUCUGAAGAUGUUCCAGUUACCGGUGAAACUUUCGAAAUUGGUGGUGGAUGGAUUGGAAACACCAGAUGGCAAAGAGCUAGUGGUGCCGUUUCCAAGGAUGCCGACACUACCGUUGAGUUUGUUAGAGACCACUUGUCCGAAAUUGUUGACUUUAGCAAAGACACUGAGAAUCCUAAAUCUACUCAAGAAUCAUCUAUGGCCAUCUUGUCUGCUGUUGGAGGUGACGAUGACGAUGAUGAAGAUGAAGAAGAUGAGGGUGAUGAAGAGGAGGAGGAUGAAGAACCAGAAGAUGAAGAUGAUCCAGUUUGGAGAUUCAAUGACAGAGAUGUUAUCUUAUACAACAUCUCUCUUGGCGCCACUACUAAACAAUUGCAAUAUGUUUAUGAAAACGAUAGUGAUUUCCAAGUCAUUCCAACUUUUGGUCACUUGAUCACCUUCAACUCGGGUCAAUCACAAAGUUCAUUUGCCAAGUACUUGAAGAACUUCAACCCUAUGCUUUUGUUGCAUGGUGAACAUUACUUGAGAGUCCAUAAAUGGCCACCACCAACUGAAGGUGAAUUGAGAACUUCAUUCCACCCAGUUCAAACCACUCAAAAGGGAUCCAAUGUGGUUAUUGUUCACGGAUCACAAUCGAUUGACAACAAGACCCAAGAACCAAUCUACUCGAAUGAAGCCACUUAUUUCAUUAGACAGUGUCAAGCCGAAAACAAGGUUUUCCAAGACAGAAGAUCAUUUGCCACUAACCCAUGGACAGCACCAAAGAGAGACCCAGACUACCAAGUUGACGUGCCAGUUUCCGAAGAUUUGGCUGCCUUGUACAGAUUGAAUGGUGACCGUAACCCAUUGCACAUCGAUCCAAACUUUGCCAAGGGAGCCAAGUUCCCUAAACCAAUCUUGCAUGGUAUGUGCACUUAUGGUUUGAGUGCUAAGGUUUUGAUUGACAAGUUUGGUAUGUUUGAUGAAAUCAAGGCUAGAUUUACUGGUAUUGUCUUCCCAGGUGAGACUUUGAGAGUGUUGGCCUGGAAGGAAGGUGAGAAUGUUAUUUUCCAAACUCACGUUGUUGACAGAGGUACUAUUGCUAUUAACAAUGCUGCCAUUAAGUUGAUUGGUAACAAGCCAAGUUUGUAA